This is a messenger RNA of Candida tropicalis MYA-3404, 642 nucleotides long. RefSeq names its product hypoxanthine phosphoribosyltransferase (gene HPT1). Gene Ontology annotation, molecular function: hypoxanthine phosphoribosyltransferase activity. Lineage: Eukaryota; Fungi; Ascomycota; Pichiomycetes; Serinales; Debaryomycetaceae. The coding region runs from base 1 to 642 and encodes 213 amino acids. Gene Ontology annotation, biological process: XMP salvage; IMP salvage; GMP salvage. The transcript has a single exon. Gene Ontology annotation, cellular component: cytoplasm. The record is from RefSeq and is a predicted model, not a curated record.
AUGUCUGAAGUUGAAAAAAUGUACAUUUCGUACAACAACAUCCAUCAAUUAUGUCAAGAAAUUGCUCCAAAAAUCAAAGACUUUAAACCAGAUUUAAUCAUUGCUAUUGGUGGUGGUGGUUUUAUUCCUGCUAGAAUGUUAAGAACUUUCUUAAAAGAACCAGGUCAACCAAAUGUUAGAAUCAUGGCUAUUAUCUUGUCCCUUUAUGAAGAAGUCGAAAAUGCUGAUGGUAUUGAAAAACCAGGUACUCAAGUUGUUCGUACUCAAUGGAUUGAUUAUCACCAAUCUAAAAUUGACUUGGUUGGUAAAAACGUUUUAAUUAUUGAUGAAGUUGAUGACACUAGAACUACUUUGCACUAUGCUGUAAGUGAAUUGAAAAAAGAUGUUGCUGAACAAGCUAAAGCAAAAGGUGCUGAUCCAAAAGACACCAAAUUUGGUAUUUUCGUUUUACACGAUAAACAAAAGCAAAAGAAAGCUGAUUUACCUGAUGAAAUCAUGAAGACUGGUAACUAUUUUGCUGCUCGUACUGUUCCAGACUCCUGGAUUGCUUACCCAUGGGAAUCUACCGAUAUUGUCUACCACCAAAAGAUGGCUGAAAAACAAGGUAAUGAUGUUUUCCUUCCUUCAACCACUCAAGAAUAG